This is a messenger RNA of Besnoitia besnoiti, 1920 nucleotides long. RefSeq lists its product as uncharacterized. Gene Ontology annotation, molecular function: RNA binding; protein binding. The record is from RefSeq and is a predicted model, not a curated record. Bases 1 to 1920 code for a protein of 639 amino acids. The transcript is spliced from 11 exons. Gene Ontology annotation, biological process: mRNA cis splicing, via spliceosome. Lineage: Eukaryota; Apicomplexa; Conoidasida; Eucoccidiorida; Sarcocystidae. Gene Ontology annotation, cellular component: U1 snRNP; U2-type prespliceosome.
AUGAUGCUAGGCGGCGGUCGAGCUGGCGGCAGCGGGCCGCCCGGGACGGGCGGCUUCUCUUUUCCAUCUGCCUCGUUCAUGCCGCAGGUUCUUCCGGCUGCUGGCUCCGGCGUGUCGGGUGGCAGUCCCUCUGUGAUCAUGCCGCCGACUCUCAUGGGCCUCGGGCUCGGCUUAGGCAGCCCGUCGGCCCCCAGCGGGAGCUUUGGAGCCCAAGCUGCCGGCGGCGACGGGACGCCCAAGGGAGACAGCGCCAACAACGGAUGGACCGAGCACGUUGGGAAGGACGGCCGAAAGUACUACUACAACGCAAGCACGCAGCAGAGCCAGUGGGAGAAGCCGGAGUGCCUGAUGACUGAGGAGGAGCAGAAGGUGUACCACAAGCUGGGCUGGAUAAAAUACGCGACCGCGGAAGGAAAGGAAUACUGGUUCAAUUCCUACACGAAGAAGUCCACUUGGUCCACGCCGAAGGAAGUCGAUGAGUGCCUCAGGCACCUUGCCGAGGAGAAGGAGGAGUGGCCCAAGUUCACCAACAAAGCGGAGGCGCGCCGCUGGAUUGUGAAGCUGUUCGAGCUCAAGAGGUUCCCUCCGCGAAUCAACUGGGAGAACGCAGUAAAGUUUCUUGAGGCAGACAAGCGCUGGGAGAGCUUCAAAAUCUUGACUCGCGGCGAGCGCAAACAGUCCUUCAGCGAGUACAUGAGCCAGCGUCAGAAGAAGUCGGCGGACACGACGCGGAAGAAGAAACAAGAGGCUCGGGCUGCGUUCACGGAGGCGCUGCAGAAGUGGGAUGAUAUCGUCCCCGGCACUACAUACAUCAUGAUGGCGGACAAGAUGAACGAAGAAGACUGGUGGCGGUCGCUGACGGAGCAGGAGCGCGACGACUGCUUCCAAGACUACAUGGAGGAGUUCGAGAAGCGGUACCGCGAGCUCUACAAGAAGAAGAGGAAGAAGGAUGUCGAGACGGUUGAGGAGAUCCUCGAAAAGCGCAGCGCUCAAUUCGACUGCCGACGCAAGUGGAUGGAAGUCAAGGACGAGCUCUUCGCCAUUCCCGAGCUCGCGACGGUGCUCAAGUUGGACAUUCUGCAAGUCUGGGAGAACUGGGUGGAACACGGCUUCGCGGGCGAGCGGAAGAAACGGCGGCACGUUGUGUUCCGCCGAGAGCGGAAGCGCCGCGACGCCUUCCGCGCCCUCCUCGACGAGGCGGCGAAGAAAGGCGAGUUGACCUUCAAAACUGAGUGGCGCGAGUUCGUGGCGCACGUCGUGAACGACCCGCGCUACUAUCAGAUGGUUGGUCAGGGGGGCUCGACGCCACGCGAACUCUUCGAAGACGCGGUGGAAAACGUGAAGGAGGAGUACCAGAAGCAGAAAGCCGUCAUCAAAGACUGCCUCAAGAAAAUCGACCUGGAUCUCGAGUCGCCCACACUCACUUUUGAAAAAUUCUACAGCGCACUCUGCGCAUGCGACGGCAUGAAGGGCGUGUCGCUGGUCAACGCCAAACUCGCCUUCGAGUCUUUGGCUUCGGCCGCAGCACCCCCCCCGCGCAACGAGCGCGAGGCUGAGGGACCUGGCGCCGCGGCGGAGGCCAGGCCAUCGGCGCGGCGGGGGAGCCGCAGCCGCGGCCGUUCGACCGCGAGCUGGGCCCCACCGGCGAAGGAGACUCCCACGGCCUCCGGUGCCUCGGGCUCGUCGAGCCGCAGGAAGCGCGACGGCUCGCGCGGGCGGGACGGCGACAGAGGAGGCGCGUCGUCCGCGGGGAAAAGGUCUUCUAGCAGCUCUUCGUCCUCUGCGCGGGCAGACGGGCGCGCGGAGAGGGAGCGCGACGCCGAGAGGAAGCGCCGCAGAAGCCACUCGUCGAGGAGUUCGUCGCCGCGACGGCGAGGCAAGAGAGACGAUGAAAAUCUAAGAAAGCGGAGGCACGGAUGA